UCACAGAACACUAGUACAUUUAUCAGACUGCAGUGCCUCAAUAGGACUGAUUCAACCAGGAAUGAAGGUGACUCAACUAGAAUGUCUGUGUCUGAUUCUUCUACAUCUCCUACACACAGCAGGCUCUGAGAGGUUUGAGGUUCUUGGUCCAACUGAUUCCAUUGUUGCUGUAGCUGGUGAUGACAUCAUUCUGCCCUGUUACCUCAAACCCAACAUCAGUGCUGAGGACAUGACAGUGGACUGGCUUAACCUGGACUUCUUAGACGUUUGUGUCUUUCGUUACCAAAACAGCGAAAUCAUACGAGAUGAUCAGAUUCCCCACUAUAGAGGAAGAACUUCACUGUUUGAAGAGGAACUGUGGAGGGGAAACACCUCUUUGAAACUGACCAGGGUACAAGGCACUGAUGAGGGACGUUACAAAUGCUUAAUUCAGUCAAAGAGCUGGUAUGAUGAUUUCACUGUUCAAGUCCUCGUUAAAGCUGUAGGAUCCAAGCCAGUGGUGUCCAUUGUGGGACACAGAGAGGGAGGGAUGGGUCUGCUGUGUGAAUCAGAAGGCUGGCACCCUGAGCCUGAGCUGGUGUGGCUGGACAGUAAAGGAGUCCAUCUCUCUGCUGGUCCUCCUGAGAUACAUAGAAGUUUCAAGGGAUUCUACAGAGUCAAACAAUAUGUCAUUGUCCAGGAGACUGACACCAACCGCUUUACCUGCAGAGUCCAACAGAGCCGGAUCAAUGAGAAGAUGGAGACAGAGAUUCACCUCCCUAGUGAGAUAUUUUAUACAACCCCAUGGAGAAUGACCUUCAUUGUGUUAUGCUGUCUGGGAGCCAUCGCUGUGACUGGGUUUUCUCUGACUAUCUACUGCAUACGUAAAAAGAAAGAUUUUGUGAACACAAACUGGAGUCCAGAUUUUGAAACCAUCAGAAGACAUGCAGUGGAUGUGACUCUAGAUCCUGAUUCUGCACAUCGUAAACUCAUCCUGUCUGAUGAUGGGAAACAAGUGAGACAUGGAGAACUAAACCAGGUUCUCUCUGACAACGGGAAGAGGUUUACAAAUUGGUCCUCUGUCCUCGGAAAUGUGGGCUUCUCAGGGAAGUUCUACUAUGAGGUGAAAGUGGAGGGGAAGACUGAGUGGACUUUGGGGGUGGUCAGAAGGUCCAUCAAUAGGAAUGAGCGUUUUAUACCAAUCCCUAAUAAUGGAUACUGGACUUUGGAGCUGAAGGAUGGAGAGUACACAGCUAAUGCAGAUUCCCCUGUCACCUUCACCCCGAGAGAGAGGCCCCAGAAGGUGGGGGUGUUUGUGGAUUAUGAGAAGAGACAGGUCUCCUUCUACAAUUUGGAGGCAGGGUCUCAUAUCUACUCUUUCACUGGCUGCACCUUCACUGAGAAACUCUAUCCAUUCUUCAACCCUGGUGGAUCAGAUAGUAUUUCACUGGUCGUCUGUCCUGUAGAUGUCACUGACUGACUGUUUUAAAUCAAACAGGGCAGAUACAGUAUAAACAGCAGUAACUCCUAUUGAGAGACUUAAUGUACAUGAGAUCUUAGUUAUAGAUUUCCUGUCAAUCUUAGCUAAGCUUAAGCUAAGCUGUUAGUAGUCCAUGUUCCUCACGUUAAUCAUCUGGUCCCUUUUCCCUUUUUUGUAUAUUUCAAAAGUGCUGAACAAAUAGUUAUAUUGACAACGUCUGUCCCAGCUCGCUCAUUAACGGCUUCAUCAAAAUUACGGAUGGCCUCUUAUCCGCUUGUCGUCCCCUUAUGCCAUAGUUUGUACAUCUCAAUUGUCAGUAGAAAACACAUUUGUUUAAACAAGUCAGCCAUAUCAGCUGGUAAGGUGUUGGGACUCUGCUGUUGGGACUCUGCUGUUGGGACUCUGCUGUUGGGACUCUGCUGUUGGGACUCUGCUGUUGGGACUCUGCUGUUGGGACUCUGCUGUUGGGACUCUGCUGUUGGGACUCUGCUGUUGGGACUCUGCUGUUGGGACUCUGCUGUUGGGACUCUGCUGUUGGGACUCUGCUGAUGGGACUCUGCUGAUGGGUCUCUGCUGAUGGGACUCUGCUGUUGGGACUCUGCUGUUGGGACAGCUUUAUGUAGGUCCUGAAAGUUUGUGGGCACCGUUUGUAACCGUUACCUUGCAAUUAAUGUAUUCUUUAGUGUUGUGUAGUGGCAUUGCUGGAAUGCACAAGAUUUACAUGCUAAAAUCACAACUGGUUGUGUAACCUUUCUGCUGUGUGCUCCUACAUUUAGGUAACAAUAUAGCAGCAGCACAAAAUAAAUGUGUUUUAUAUAUUGAU
Messenger RNA from Oncorhynchus nerka (sockeye salmon), 2282 nucleotides. Its product is annotated as butyrophilin subfamily 1 member A1-like. The record is from RefSeq and is a predicted model, not a curated record. Gene Ontology annotation, biological process: T cell receptor signaling pathway; regulation of cytokine production. Gene Ontology annotation, molecular function: signaling receptor binding. Gene Ontology annotation, cellular component: external side of plasma membrane. Lineage: Eukaryota; Metazoa; Chordata; Actinopteri; Salmoniformes; Salmonidae. Bases 62 to 1459 code for a protein of 465 amino acids. The transcript is spliced from 8 exons.